Callorhinchus milii (elephant shark) is the source of this 6294-nucleotide messenger RNA. Its product is annotated as sterile alpha motif domain-containing protein 9-like. Lineage: Eukaryota; Metazoa; Chordata; Chondrichthyes; Chimaeriformes; Callorhinchidae. The record is from RefSeq and is a predicted model, not a curated record. Gene Ontology annotation, molecular function: protein binding. Bases 237 to 5267 code for a protein of 1676 amino acids. The transcript has 2 exons. Gene Ontology annotation, cellular component: cytoplasm.
UCUGUUUUUUUGGUGUGUCGACAGCCUUUUGGUGAAAUUCUGUUUCGGGAAAUAUUUCUUUGAGCUGUUGAAUAUCAGUUGGUAGAAGAUUAUUGUUGGAAUUGAAGUAUUCCUUUCUUCAUUCACUUUUCAAAAUGUUAAUGAAAGGAGCCACAUCCGUGGAACAGGAAGAACACCAGUGUGAAGAUGUGAGUGAGAUGGCCAUUGACAUCUGACAUGGAUAAUCAAGAUCAACGAUGAGUAAAGCAUGUGAUUUCCCAGACAACAUGAAUGAAUGGACCAAAGACCAUGUCAGACAUUGGGUAGUUGAUCAACUGAAGCUUGAUCAGAAAUGUGGAGAAAUACUGUACAAUGAAGAUGUCUCUGGAGUGGUGUUGGUGGAACUUACUAAAACAGACUUAAAAGAAAUGGGCUUAAAAGCAGGACCUGCUUCUCUGAUAGUGCGUAAAUGUAAUGAAUUCAGCAAAAGUCAAAAGCAGGUCACAAAACAAGAAGGUGUCGCUGAUAUUCACCGAACAAGCUCAAAAACAAACAAAUUAGAAAGUCAACCUUCUUUCCCAGCAAGUGGUUCAGAUGAUGGGGUAAAUGACAGCAACAAAACAGAGGAUCAAUAUAAGAAAACAGAACACGCAGAAUCCACUGAAAAAUCUUCCUUGAAAUCCAGCAAAAAAAAGAGUAAAAUAAAGAAUAUUGAGAACCAAACGGAGUCAGGAGUCUCUCUGAUUAAACAUGAGGAAGCCACAGAAAUACACAGUGAUGUGGGUAAUCCUACAACAUCAGAAGAAACAGAAACAAAAGGACAGCAGAAACCACAGGAUACAUUCAGUACAGUUACAAACAUACAACCCAAGACAGCAACACCACAAAGGAAAGGACAGCAAUUCAAAAUCACUGCUGAAAAACAGAUACCUAAACAGAUGUGUGAGCCACAUCCAUUUGAUGAAUCUCACACAGGUAGAAGAUAUGUACAGAACAUUAUUCUCCCUCCGGAAACUGGACCCUCUAAUCUAAUGGACCCAAUACAUGAGUAUAAGCUUCUGACACGGACAGAGAAUGCAACAGAGGAAGACAUUAAAAAGAAGUUUGGUAAUGAAGUUUUUAGAUUUGCAGCUGCUUGUAUGAAUACUCGAACAAAUGGCACCAUCCAUUUUGGAGUAGGAGACACCAAAUGUGAGUAUGAACAUGGUGAGAUUAUAGGAGUGUGUGUAGACAGUAAAGAUAAAUACGUUGAUUAUCUUCAAAAUAAUUUUGUGCAUUACUUUGGCCGAGAUGACAUCACGGAUGCAAAAUACAUCAUUAGACCACCUCGCUUUGUGGAGAUUCGAAAUGCUGAUCAGACUUUGUCAGGAAAGUAUGUGAUAGAGGUUGAUGUUGUCCCAAGCUACAAUACUUGUGCUUUGAAGUUAUAUCACAUUCACAUGAUGAAUCUGAUAGACAAAAAAUGGAUGAAGAGCAAAGAGAAACAUCUGUUUAUACGAGAUGGAAGCAGCUCCAGAGACAUUCUGGGGAAUAAAAAUCUCACAGAAAGAGAAGCUGAAUAUAGAAGGUUCUUGACUGAGACGCUACCAACCUUGGCGGAGAAACGGAAAGUUGAAGAAGAAAAAACGGACAAAAAAAGAACAACCAAAAAACAAGAUGGACACAAGCUGAGCCGUAUGAUUACAGGGGGCGCUGACAUGAUUGACACAUCAUAUUACCAGCGGUACAUUUUAGUGACAAAUAAAUGCCAGGAGAAUCAAAUGCAGAAUUUUGAUUUUCUGAAGGAGAUAGAUUGGUUUGCUGUGCUGGAAUUUGAUCCAGAAUCUGUAACCAAUGGCGUGUGCAAGUCUUAUCGUGCAGAAAGAGCAGCAAAUCUUCACUUUCCCACUCACUUCCAAGACAUGGAUGUAGCAAUUACUGAAAAGAUUGAACGGCUGAAUCUAUACAAACAAACAAGCUGGAUAUUUUGCAAUGGACGGUCAGACCUUCAGGAUGAAACCUAUCAGCCAUUACCUCCCAAACUUUGGUACAAGGAAAGGGCUGCUGACAUCAGAAAGCUGGUCUCCUUUCUGUGCAGACAAGAUAUCAUGCCAAAAGGGAAAUAUUUGGUUGUGUUUCUGCUACUUUCUAAAGUGGACGAUCCAAGAGAUCCCAUUCUGGAAACUUUCUGUUCAUUUUAUCAGGAACUCAAAGGCACAGAAGAUAUAAUGUGUAUCUGUGAAAGUGAACAAACAUUCCAGCAAUGGAAGGACUUGUUGCAAUCCACGUGUGAUUCACGAGAACUUAGCGACAGGUGUGUUUCCUCUUUAACUCUGGAUGAAAUCAAUGCCACAAUCUUGAAAUUGAAAUCAGUGACUCGAUCUACCAGACGCUUCUUACCCUCAGCAACAUCAGCAUCAGUUAUUCUACAGAAAAAAGAGGAGGAAUACAUGACUGCUCUUGAAAUCCUGUGUGAAAAUGAAUGUGAGGGAACUGAAAUUGAAAAUGACCAAAAUAAUUUCAAAGAAUUUCAAAAAUCCAAAGAGGAACAGUUUUAUAGAGGUGACAAAGCAUCAUGGUGGAACUUUUACUUUUCCACAAACGGCUAUUCUGGUGCUUUUAUCAAACGCGAUAGUUAUACUAAACUCAAUGAACUUAUUAACUCAGAAUCACCUUCUGCAACGUGUGUGAAGAUCAUCAAUCUGUUUCAUCACCCAGGCUGCGGUGGGACAACUUUAGCUAUGCAUGUUUUAUGGGAAUUGAGGAAAAAGGUGAGGUGUGCUGUCCUGAGGAACAGCAAUGGUGAUUUUGCAGAAAUUGGAAGACAAGUUAUUAACUUGGUCACUUACGGGGGAACCCCUCAGUCUGAUUACCUCCCUGUGUUACUCUUAGUAGAUGACUUUGAAGAGUUGGAAAAUGUGCAUAUGUUACAAAAUUCCAUUCAAUCCACCGUUGCUGAAAAAGGCCUCAGAUUUGAGCGUCCACUGGUAAUUGUUCUGAACUGUAUGAGAUCCCAGGAUCCAGACAGAAGCUCAAAAAUGAGUGUUUUAUACAGUGUCACUUUGAAGCAUAAACUCUCUAUGAAAGAGCAACAGUUGUUUUCCUCUAAACUGAUAGAAAUUGAGGAAUACCACACAAGACCAGAAGACUUCUAUUCCUUCAUGAUCAUGAAAACAAAUUUUGAUAAAAGCUACAUUGCAAAUUUGGUUCAUAACAUUUUGAAAGACCUGAGGAAUUCCACUAAACAAGCUGACCUCAUUUCAUUUUUGGCAUUGCUGAAUUCCUACGUUAAAGAUUCAUCAAUGUCGUUAUCAAAAUGCGAGGAGUUCUUAGGGGUAGGUCAUGUGAAGACAUCAUUCUGGGGCCCAGAAAAGUUUGAAGAUUUGAUGGGCACUUACUGUACUCUUCUCAUUCGUAUUGAGGUUGAAGCAUAUGGCAGAUACCAGGGUAUUCGUAUCAUCCAUCCACUGAUUGCCAUGCGUUGCUUGGAAGAGCUGAAGUUGUCAUGCAGUCUGCACAAGAGUGAAAUUGCCAAACGUUUCCUCUCUCAAAACAUGUUGUUUCAGAGUAGCAUUGGCAGAGACAAACUCCUGCAAGACACAUGGAGCAUGUUGAUCACAAGACAACGGAAAGAACAUGGAGAUGAAACAGAUACUUUAUUCUCUCCAUUAAUUGAAGCAAUUCAAAAGAAAGAGGGAAAUCCUCAGGUACAGAGUGUUUUGACUGAAGCAUCAAAUAGGUUUGACCAGAAUCCAUAUAUUUCUCAGGCCUUAGCCAGACACCUUUACCUGAAGGAAAAGAACUUUGAUUUAGCGCUUGAAUGGGCACAUAAAGCGAAAGACAAGGCAAGAGACAAUUCCUACAUUACUGACACUUUGGGCCAAAUUUUUAAAAGCAAAUUAAAACACAGGAUGGAAAGUGAGGAAAUUCUGAAACAAACUGUUCUGACAACCUGCCAGUUGGAUGAGUUUCUAAAGCUUGCUCAGUCUGCUUCAAAAGCCUUCAAAGAAUCUCAGGAACUGACUGAGAAGAAAGGUGAAGGCAGAAUACAAUGGGCAGAGCAGAGGACUAAACGGAAGCAUGAUGUGUACAACACAUCCGGAUAUCUUGGAGAGAUUGAAAUGGCUCUUUGUGUUGUAGAUAUUCUCAGAAAGAUACCAUUCUUUAAUGGAAAGGAUGAACUAAGUAAACAACAAAUGGCACACUUGCUAUCAGGAAACAUGAAUCUCAGUCACAUUGAAAAAACAAACAGCAUUGAUGAAGACUUGUGUUCAGUGCUUGAAGACUACAACCGGUACCUGAUUAAUAUUCAAACCAGCUUGAAAACUGCUUUUGAUUUUUUUGAAGACUACUUUGUCUAUUUCAAAACAAAAAACAUUGAGAAAGAAAUAGCAGAUUUUAAGAUUCGCAAGAAAGUCUCAGAAUGUUUUGGCAAGUACACAGGCAUAUUCUAUCCAUUGCAAAGUACUUGCAUGGCUGCAAGGAUGAACAAGCCAAAACUCAGCAUGCAGCUUGAGCUGGAGGAUUGCAAAAAGUUUUUAGAAGCACAUAAAGCUGACCGAUUUGCUGGCUUACUUGAGUUUCUUACCAACAAUCACGGAGCUGGACGAACAUUGGAAGAAGUUGUUAGCAAAUAUCAAUUUGUCCUCCAAAAUGCAAGAAACAAAAAAUUAACAAGAGAAAAGCAAAAUUUCAUCUUGGCCAACAUUGUAUUGAAUUGUAUCACACACGGGUCCAAGAAAAUCGAAAGUUACGAGAAACUUUUGCACCUUUUGAAAGAAGUGCUGCAAGAUGUGGGUUCUGAUCACUGUCACGCUGAACCAUAUUUUUUGGCUUCCUUGUUGUUCUGGCCGAAUAAAGAUUUCAAACUAAAUGAAGAUUCCAAAUUACUCCUGAAGUACGUGACCUCAAUGAGACGGUCAUUUAGAGGACGCUAUGGACGCAUGAGUCAUUCAAAACAUGCCGUUGCACAUUUCUAUCUCAGUAACAGAGCAGGCUUGAAUAAGUUAGUUCACAAAGGAAAAAUUGACCAAUUGUUCAGUGAAAAUACACACCGAAAUUCGUUAUGGCAAUCUGGAGAAAUCUGGAAAAAAGAUAAAAUCAAAGAGCUUCUCCUUCGUGUGUACGGCAGGACAGGAGAAGAUGACAUGGUGUAUGUAGAGUAUGGUGAUGAUGAAAGAAUCAAAGUACCUGUACGUCCUGUAUACCUGGGUAAACUGAGAAGCGGCAGAAGCAUUGAAAAAAUAUCCUUUUAUCUGGGAUUCUCAAUGGAUGGACCAAUAGCAUACGACGUAGAGAACAUAAAUUAACAACAAAAGUAAUGGACUAGAAUACAACCAUGCCCUCGUGUUCCAGUUUAUGUUUCUAGCCAGCACUGUCAAAAGCCUUGGGACAUUCUCCGGACAAAUUGUAUACAUUUUUCUGUUUGUGAAAUAAUACUGUACCAAAUGUCGGUCAGUUACAUUUAUUGACAUCUUCUAUAAUGCUGUUAUAAAUUAGCAUUUCAAUCAAUCAUUUUUGUUUAGAAAAGCUGACACAUAAAUAAUAGAAGUUUUAAUUAUCUGAUUUAUAGCAAUGAAUUGGUGCUUAAAAAAGGGCUUUUUUGUUUUCUCAUACCUCUCUGCAAUUGAUUAGUAAUUUUGGGGUAGUGGGAAAGGAUAGAGUAUGGAGAGGGAGCUCGCUAGUUCAUUCACUGUACGCGCUAGGUUUUGCUGGUCUCAGCUGGAGCUGCAUUGGGAGGAUACAUUGACCACUACCUUCCCAGUGCUAAGGGAAAACCAGCUGGAUUCCUCUCCAGUGUUCUCUGAAUACAUUUUUGGCAGCUGGGUGAGGAAAGACAAUGUGGCGUUUCAUUAUUAUUGCAGUGACCAAGGAGUAGUAAUGUAAUAAAAUCGAAACACAAGAUAUCAACUCGGUAUGUGGAGGGCCCUACAGAGAAUGCUCAAAAUCCCAAAAUAGAUUAAUCCUACUCACUUGCCUUCUUCAUGGCCUGUCUCAAAAUCUUCCUCUUCGACUGUGCCUUCGGUCACUCUCCUAUCCCCACCCUCCCUGCCCUCCACACACCCGAUCCCAACUCCCAGCUCGGGUGCAUAUUCUUAACUGUCCAGCAUUUAGGAUGUCCUCCCCAUAUGAAAGGCGCUAUACAAAUGUAAUUUUUUGUUGUUGAAAAUAUUAGCAGAACACAUCAUUUGAUUCUAUCUAAUGUUUAGAAUAUGUUCAACCUAUAGGAAAAUAUGUAUAUGUGUGGAUUGAAACAGCCACUUGUAAAGUGGUAAAAACAUUCUUAUUUUAUUGUAAAACAUGUACCAGAUCAACUGCAAUAAAGGUCAGUUUUUA